Dendroctonus ponderosae (mountain pine beetle) is the source of this 1493-nucleotide messenger RNA. RefSeq lists its product as uncharacterized. The record is from RefSeq and is a predicted model, not a curated record. Lineage: Eukaryota; Metazoa; Arthropoda; Insecta; Coleoptera; Curculionidae. Bases 16 to 1407 code for a protein of 463 amino acids. The transcript is spliced from 2 exons.
AACCUUGACAAUAGGAUGUCCUGCUUUGGGUGGGGAGCCACUAUAAAUGCUUUUCAUUAUCAUCUUCCCAUCACAAACCAUUCUAGUCGAUCCACCAUGCAGAACUUGCUGAUAGCGGCGCUUUUGGCCACCCUUGCCAGUGCUGACGUCAAACAUUUGCUCAAUCAGCGGCAAGCUGGGGGGUAUCAGUAUGAGGGCGCAGCGCCCCCAACCAGCUACGGCGUCCCCAUCGCUUCAGUGCUAGGAAACAGUGCCCAAAGUGCUGAAAUUCCGCAGCUGUCUUUGCCCAGCUACGCUUACAGCGGCGCCUUCGGGUCCCCGUCGACCGGUGGGGUGCAGCUGCACAGCUUCAACAGCUUCUCCACCCCUGCUCCAAGUGUGGACUUUGGGGGAGUGCAAGUUUCCACCUCAUCCCCCUACGGGGACUUUUCCACUGCCGCUCCAAGUGUGGAUCUGUCCGGUUUGCAGGUCUCCACGCCCUCAUCCAUCGACUUUGCCCAGUACAGCCAGCCCAACAGCUACCAAUUUCUGUCCUCUUUCAGCCAGCCCACUGUUCAAGUGCCAUCUUUCGGAAUUUCCCAAUUUGCCCCCGAAAUAUCCAACAAUGCGGGAAGCGCCGGCAGCUUAAACGAAGCCUUCGGAGUAGCGACGGACGCUGCUGCUGCCAGCAGCGCAGACUCGGACGUUUCCAAACAGCUGUACUUCUUCGCCGCCCCCGAAGAGGAGGAGGAAGAGGAAGUGGAGGCCAAGAUCGACCUGCCUGCAGCUCCACCUAAGAAGACGUACAAGAUCAUCUUCAUCAAGGCGCCAGCCUACCGCAACAAGGCCGUGAUCAACGUGCCUGCCCCCCCGCAAACUGAAGAGAAGACGCUGGUGUACGUUUUGGUGAAGAAGCCUGAAGGCAAACCAACAGUGCGAUUCCAAGCAGGAGCUGCGCUCCCUCAACCCAAGCCCGAAGUGUUCUUCAUCAAGUACAAGACGCAAAAAGAAGCCGAAGCUGCUGUUGCGGAAAUCCAGAGCAAACAUGGAGCCAAUGGCCAGAUUAUUGCUAAUCUUCCUGCUGGCGCCGUUCAUCCCGACGUUCCCGGUCAAGUGUUCGAGUCCUCCACUCCAGCUAGCCACUUUGAGAGCCGCAUUUCUUCGCAAGUUUCCCAGCAGGAGGAAAAUGCGCAAUUUGGCUUGAGUGUUUCCCCGAGCCCAGUCACCUUCGGCAACGACUUCGUGGACUCUCAGAAGGUCUUUGGAGGUGGCAUCGCCCCCAGCCAACCGGAGGAGGCGGAAAGUGCAGUGGCGUCUACUGAGCAGCCUGAAGAAGAGCAGCGGCAGGGGGGCGCAGAAAGUCCCGACAGCAGCAACCAAAGCGCUCAAGUGGCAGGAUUUGCCUCGUAUGGACCUCCUAAAUACUAGGAAAUUGUAACGCCAAAAAAUUGCAUAUUUUUGCAGCUGCUAAAACCCUCCGAAAGUAACUGAAGAAAUAAAAAUCGUUUGCCUGA